Molecule: messenger RNA, 2050 nt
Organism: Capsicum annuum
Lineage: Eukaryota; Viridiplantae; Streptophyta; Magnoliopsida; Solanales; Solanaceae
Exons: 2
Coding region: 68-490 (140 amino acids)
Source: RefSeq, a predicted model, not a curated record
UGUGAAGAAAAAUAUUUAAAAUGUUGUGGAAAAUGCAUUAGGUGAUAUCGACGAUCUGAGUAUCGCGAUGGAUUUUAAACGGAGGUUGAUGAGUCGAUUGCGAGAUAGAGGUUUUGAUGUUGGUAUAUGCAAAUCAAAAUGGGAGAGAAAUGGCCAUGUUCCAUGUGGAAAUUAUGAGUAUAUCGACGUUAACAUGAUCGAAAAUCGAUACAUAAUCGAAAUAAAUCUUGCUAGAGAAUUUGAAAUUGCAUGGCCAACAACAUGUUACACAUCAUUGUUGGAGAUUUUUCCAUCAAUAUAUGCAGGAAAAGUUGAUGAAUUGAAGCAAGUUUUGAGAAUUAUGAGUAGAGCUAUGAGGAAAUCAAUGAAGAAAAUGGAUAUUCAUGUACCACCAUGGAGACAAAUUGGUUACAUGCAAACUAAAUGGUUUGAUUCUUAUAAAAGAACAAUUAAUAAUAAAGAGUUGUUCGAGGAGGACGAUUUCUUCUAAGUGUUUGGCUAAAAAGAGACUAGUAGGAUUUGUGGCCAUGCCAACAAUUUCUUUGUAUUGUAGAGAAAAUUUUGGUUCUAAAUUAUGAUGGUAUAAAGAUGAUGGGAAACUUGGCUGCAACACUAAAUGGAUGAUGUAAUUGUUUUGAGUAACGGUAAUUUUGAAAUGUACUAGUUGUGUCUAACUUUUUGCGGAAGAGCAGAAGGAACAGUCUUACCGGGCCUUCGAUACCACCCAAGUGAACUAUUCUCUCUACGGAGUUUAAAAGAAAGAUGGUAUGUAAUUAAGCCAUAGUUGGGUAGAUAGUAAAGGUUGAUCACAUUACCCUUUGUGGCAAAGUUUUUUUUGUUGGAAUUUUAACCCAUCAUCUUUUGGAAGGUGUUGAUGAUCUAGUAUAUAUUAUGUAAUAUAGCCCUUUGUGGCAAAGGUUUCUUUGUUGGAAUUUUAACCCAUCAUCUUUUGGAAGGUGUUGAUGAUCUAGUAUAUAUUAUGUAAUAUACAGGUUGGAAAGAUAUUUUAUGAGAAAAAACUUCUUUCUGUUCAUUUUAGAGUAAAACAUCCGGUGUAUCCUGAACUAUAACCAUAUUUGUUAUGACACACUCUAAUUUUACGGGAAUUCUAUUAUUUCCUGAACUCAAUUUAGCAUAUUUUUGUCAUCCUUUUUAACCGAUGUAACACCUUUGACGUGGAUCCCAUUUUCAUAUAAUAAAGAUGUCAUGUCAACACAAAAGAGUGAUAAAAAUACGCUAAAAUCGAGUUUAGGGGUGUAUCGUAGCAACUUUGACAAUAGUUCAAGGGGGUACUGAAUGAUUAUCUCUUCAUUUUAUAUAUUAAAAAGAAAAAGAAGUCAUCGUGGAACUGGGCUUUUAGAUAUGAGGCGGUUUUUAGGCGAAACCAAGUUAGAUAUGAAAAGGUGAAAUGGAGUAAAGGGAAGUGUGUGUGUAUAUUGUCACACUGUCACGUCGUCUUUUGUGACGACUAGCAACAGAGAUCAAUACAAUGUAUGCCGACUGGUUGUUGGGUCCACGAACUGAAACAGCCGCGGUUCAAUUGACCUAACCCAAGACGGGUUUUGAAUCUUCAGUCUUUUAGUCGUGAGCCUGAUGAGUUUUGACUAAUUACUCGAUGAAUAGGCAGGCGGUUGGAAAAUUGUAUAGUUUAAAGUGGUAUGAAAUUAUUAUUUUCUUUAAAUUGUGGAUUUUAUGGUUCUUUCCUUUUGACUAUUGCAACCCUUGCAAUAGUACAGUGGUUUCAACUUUGUAGUCGUGUAUGUACUAAUCAGAAUAGAGAGAAGCAUCUGGUAUCCCUCGAACUAUGGCUAAAGUUGUUACUACACGCUCCAACUUCACAAGAAUUUUAUUACCCCUAAACUCAAUUUUAGUAUAUUUUUAUCACCCUUUUGUGCUGACGUUACCUCUUUAUUACAUAAAAUGUGCCCCCCAAUCAAAGGUGUCACGUUGGCUAAAAAGGUGCGACAUCAGCUAAAAAGAAUAUCAAAAAUACGCUAAAAUUCAAUUCAGGAGGGUAAUAGGAUCCCCAUGAAGUUGAAGUAUAUCGUAA